UCCGACAUUUCUGGCAACACUUCUGUCAUUCUUCUAAGCAAACCCCAUUCACUUCUCGCCACCCUUUCCAGCCCGCUUUCCUUCUGCUUCCACUCUUGCGAGUCCAUAUGACUCACGUUUUUUUGUUGCACUUUGUUGCUACGAUGCAAAACGGGUUGGGUUCGCUGCUUUUGGUCAAUUCGUUGCUACCGCUUCAUUCAUAAAUCCGUUCUCGACCGAGUCACCGGGCCCACCGCCGUAAAACAGUGCGAACAGUAGACGAUGUGAAGCUGGCCAGAAGGUCAAAGUGUGUGGUGCAGGUGCAGUACAACAUGAGCGUCGCAAAGAGCGAAGAGAACAUCGAGCUUGCUGCUAUCGUCUGCGCUUUUAUUGCGACGGUUUGAGAAGAUGUGAAUAAGGGCAACAGUAUAAAUCGACCGGGAGGAAUACGGACGGAUUCGUGCAGUGAACGCCCAUAAAAUAUUUGCACCAAAUUUUUGUGUCCGUCUACCCUUGAUGGUGGUAGGACGAAGCUGCCAGAAGCAAGAAACGCUUUAGCUCGUGGCUCCUCGCCAGCGCAAAGGUAGAAGUGGGUGUCGUGUGUCUGGAGUUAGCGAAAAACGGAAUCGGAUCCCAUCCGGUGUAGCACAACAUCCGGCCCGGGGGUGGGGUCCGAAUGUCUCCCGGUGUCAAACGGAAGUUCGACGUACGGCUGUUUCUAUGGGGUCUGUUUCUGCUGCAAAUCUCGCUCAUCGGUCUGUUUCUGCUGUUCGGUUCGCUGCUCCUAUCGACCACCGUCGAUACGGCGGACGACGGUACCGAUGGCCGUGCCCAGACAGCUGAGCAGCAGCGGAUCGUUACAUCGUUUGCCGUCUGGUCCCCGUUCGGGGUGCGAUUCAUUUCCAACCGAACGGCGGGGCUAUUGUCGCCUACGGCAAACCCACACCGUAGUACCGGGACGAUCGCAGCAGCCAAUGGUGACGAUUCGAAUGGUGUGGAUGGAAACGAUGGUAGGCGUAGUAACAACAGUCAGCUGUUGAAAAGGAACCAACAACAACUGCUGCAGCAGCUACAGCACCCGAGACAUGCAAAGUAUCAUCCAUGGAUUCAGCGCGACGUUCCGAAGGUGGAAAGUGCUGAUAAAUAUUUUAGGACGAUUCCCUACACGGACUGGCAGGGAACCCGCAAACAACGGUUGUGCUUCAUCGAGGGUACGCAGGGAAAGGCGUUGGUGACUUCAAAGGCAGCAGCAAUCAGCAAGCCCGGCAACAAUGAGACUGAACAGAUAGAUACAGGAGUAGUGAGCAAACGAGCAACAGAGCUUAGCAAAUCCAGCCCACCGGCAACCGGUGAUGAUGACGCUGGUGUCCUGUCCGCCGUAACGGUAGGAGACGACGGUACGGGCCGUUGUCGCUGUAACCCGCAAUGGCACGGCACCGACUGCGGUCAGCCGGAGGUUAUAUGGCGUGCGUUUAUAACUUCCAAAAUUCCACCCCGUGAUCAAACGGCCACCCCGCGCCCGUUCGCCCGCAAUCUCUUCUACAUCGUCCAGAGCACGUUCGUCAGUGUGGAGAUGCUGGAGAUACAGCUGAUGGAGCUGGCCGAUCAGGUGAGCCUGUUUGUGCUGUGUGAUCGACCGGCCGGUCCACCAGGUUCCGCCUCAUACGGUGCCUCAAUCGCGCAUCACGCCGACGGAACCGACUUCUUACGCUCGAUACGGGACCGACUGCUCCUCGUGUCGGAUGCAUCGUGCAGCGGGAGAAACAUGUUCCGGAAGCUGCUCAAAUACACCACAAAGGGUGCAAUCCGUGCGGAUGACAUUGUACUGUUUAGUGGGACGGAUGAGGUGCUAAACCGGAAGGCGGUCGCGUAUCUCCGGUGGUACGACAAUUGGCCCCAACCGGUACGGUUCCGGUUGAAGCACAAUGUGUACGGCUUUUUCUGGCAACAUCCAGCGAACAGUACCGUGAUCGGUAGUGCCGCCGUGCAGGUAAGCACCCUGCGCGAGGUGUACGGUUCCGAUCCGGAACGGUUGCUAGCGAUCGAGAAGCCGGUUAUGCUGAUCGGAGAUCUGAAUCACUUUGGUGGCUGGUACUGUCGGCGCUGCUACCAACCGGGCUCGAUCGUGCAGUACUACGAGCAUCGAGCAGCGACUGGCGCCGGUACCGUUUACCUUCCCGACCCGAAGCGUACCAAGGUGCUGAACGAAGAGUACGUGCAGCAGCUGAUUGCAACCGGGAAAGAUCUGGAGGAUGGGGAACGCACGCUCGAACGGAUUAGUCGCCGCACGGACAAAUACUAUCAGCCGGAUUACGUGCGGGAAAAUAGCUGGAAGUUUGAUAAUAUCGUACUGAAUCUCUUUGCCCGCUGGGACGAUAAUCUAGCGGACGAUGAUUACUUUAGCUAGGCUUUGAAGAGAGAGCGAGGCAGGUCGUACCUGAGCGGAGGGUGAAUGUCCCCCCGGUGGGACAGCACGGUAAAGCAGCAACUCGAAUUCUUCCAUCCCACAGCAUCACCAAAACCAAAAACAAAAUCAUCUCAACGCAUAAUCAUAAUAAUGCUCCUGUACGCCCCAAAUCGGCCGAAUCGGCGGGUAGCUCACACAAUUAGUCAAAAAAGAAAAACUUUGCACCCGCUUCAAAAACAGUCAAUCUGGUCAAUAUAAAUAAUAGUGGGAAAUAUUUAAACAUAAAAUUCAAUCAAAGCCGUAUACGAGACAUGAUGCAAAUACUCCAACCGAGAGCAGGAAUAUCUUAGCCGAAUUCUGGAAGUCCUUUAAGCCAUACAUCAUCAUCUCAAAGGGGGAAGUAAGCAGGUGUAGUAAGCCAUUAUAUGGCCGGUAGAGCGAGCAAUCAUCAUCUUCGAGUGGAAGGGGCGAGGAACUCAUACUAAAUACGCCAUGAUCAUACACACACGUACCGCAUACAAAACCGCUGAUAUUAUGCAUAUUUAUAUACACUCUUAGUGCGAAAGCAAAACCAGGCCAGGAAUAAGUUACUCUAAAGUCCUCUGUGUACUUGUACCGUGAAAUGUUCGGAGUAAGCCUCCUGAGCGAACUGAGAGAGAGAGAAAGGGUGAGGGUGAGACAAGGAAGAAGCAAUCCUCCAGCGGGUUCCGCUGCUCAUCAGCGAAGGAAAGCGAACAACUCUUUAGCUAGACACCAAUUACGUAAAUAACACGUAUUUUGUAUACUCGUGACUCCCGUUGCUGGAAUCUGGAAGGUGUUUUCUUCUGGCAGCCUACUACAAGAGGAAAAGGUAACCGAAACGAACUGCAUUAUGCGCGAAUGAAGAACCGAAUGGGGGAAAAAAACGAAGGAAAACUUGUGAUCGACUGAACAGUGUAGUAGUUCUUAGAGCGAGAGAGAGAGAGAGAGGGAAUGGGUGGGUCCUGCGCGAAAGGCACAUGUA
This is a messenger RNA of Anopheles stephensi (Asian malaria mosquito), 3389 nucleotides long. Its product is annotated as beta-1,4-mannosyl-glycoprotein 4-beta-N-acetylglucosaminyltransferase. Bases 656 to 2386 code for a protein of 576 amino acids. Gene Ontology annotation, cellular component: membrane. Lineage: Eukaryota; Metazoa; Arthropoda; Insecta; Diptera; Culicidae. The transcript has 2 exons. The record is from RefSeq and is a predicted model, not a curated record. Gene Ontology annotation, biological process: protein N-linked glycosylation; N-acetylglucosamine metabolic process. Gene Ontology annotation, molecular function: beta-1,4-mannosylglycoprotein 4-beta-N-acetylglucosaminyltransferase activity.